AGGAGGAGGAGGAGGGCGCGCGGCGCCAGCCAGCCAGAGACGGAGCCAGGGCUGCUCCAGGCGGAGGAGGAGGAGGCGCGGGCAGCAGCUCCAGCUCCGAGCCCCUUGGCAGCAGCGACCCACCCUGUCCGCUCGCUGGAGCCCGGAGAAGCCGGUGGGCUUCGCAGCAAGAUGCUCCAGGUGCCAGCCUUCGCCUGUGUCUGGGCAGCCGCCGCUUGGUGCAGCCAGGGGGCUGGGGCCUCGGCUUCAUCGGGGACCACCGGGGCCAGGUCGCCCGGAGGCAAUUUUCUGGAUGAUAAACAAUGGCUUACCACCAUCUCCCAGUAUGACAAAGAGGCCGGGCAGUGGAACAAAUUCCGAGACGAAGUUGAGGAUGAUUAUUUUCGCACAUGGAGCCCACCUAGACCCUUUGAUCAAGCUUUAGACCCAGCUAAAGAUCCAUGCUUAAAGAUGAAAUGUAGUCGUCAUAAAGUGUGCGUUGCUCAAGAUCAACAAACUGCUGUUUGCAUUAGCCACCGGAGACUGACACACAGUAUGAAAGAGGCUGGAUUAGGCCAUAAGCAGUGGAGAGUUGGUCCUCUUUCAUCAAGAUGCAAGCAGUGUCCAGUGGUUUAUACCAGCCCUGUUUGUGGAUCAGAUGGCCAUACGUAUUCUUCUCAGUGCAAACUAGAAUAUCAAGCCUGUGUCUCAGGAAAACAGAUCUCAGUAAAGUGUGAAGGACGUUGUCCUUGCCCUUCAGAUAAAUCCACAAGUGCAGGCAGAAAUGAUAAGAGAGUGUGCAGUGACCUGGAGUUCAGAGAGGUUGCAAACAGAUUGCGAGAUUGGUUCAAGGCUCUUCAUGAAAGCGGAAUUCAGAAGAGGACUAGAAUUGUACAAAGGCCUGAAAGAAGCAGAUUUGAUACCAGUAUUUUGCCAAUUUGCAAGGACUCCCUUGGCUGGAUGUUUAACAGGCUUGAUACAAACUAUGACCUGCUGUUGGACCAAUCAGAACUUGGAAGCAUUUACCUUGAUAAGAACGAGCAGUGCACCAAGGCUUUCUUCAAUUCUUGUGAUACAUAUAAGGAUAGUUUGAUAUCUAACAAUGAAUGGUGCUAUUGCUUCCAGAGACAACAAGACCCACCUUGCCAGACAGAACUCAGCAACAUUCAGAAACAGCAAGGGGGAAAGAAGCUCCUAGGGCAGUAUAUCCCCUUAUGUGAUGAAGAUGGGUAUUACAAACCAACCCAGUGCCAUGGAAGUGCAGGGCAAUGCUGGUGUGUUGAUAGAUAUGGUAAUGAGGUAACAGGAUCCAGAACGCAUGGUGCUGCAGACUGUGCUAUUGAGCUAGAAACGUCAGGUGAUUUUGCCAGUGGCGAUUUCCAUGACUGGACAGAUGAUGAGAAUGAUGAAAUGAUGAAUGAUGAAGAUGAAAUUGAAGAUGACGAUGAGGAUGAAGGUGACGAUGAUGAUGACGAUGACCAUGAAGGAUAUAUUUGAUGUUUGUAGCUGUGACUAAAUUGUCUUUCUAAAAUUUACAAGAUGACACUCCCAGAAAAUCCCUAUACCUUUGAAGGUCAAAAGGAUUCUAAAUAACAUGUAUAUUUUGUAUGAUUAUUUGAAAUAUUGCAACUGAAGUCAUAGACUUUCUUUGUUUAAAUGAAAAUCAUUAUAUUAUGUGUUGUUUUUAUAUGCCAUUGAGCAGAAGAAAACACACUGGAGUCUAGCCUGAAGAAAGAAAUGUGUACGUGCUACUAAAAAGUGAAACUAAACAAAAUAAAAAAACAUUAAAUGUGCAGAUAAUCAUAAGGACAAGCAAACCUUAAAGCUUCCAUGAAAAAGACAUCUUCUGUUUGGGACUGUGUGUAUGGCCACUUCCAGCAGGUGCUUUGUUAUAAGCAAAGUGACUUAAAACUUUAGAUGUGAUUUAGACCAUGUGGACGUUUUUCUCAAAAUGUGCACAGACAGGAUAAGGAAAUUAUAAUCAAGGUCAUAAUAUGUUGCCAGCUUAUUAUGUACCAGAGGACUGGAAAAGUUGUGACUGUAGAAGUGAUCAGGUUCUCCUCUGUGUUCGCAAAUGUUAUCUUUUGACUUUGAAAUUACUAGGUUGUUGAAAUGUAAAACCAGUAAAACCAAGACAAGCAUAGAUUCUGAAAAAUCUGAAGUUUUGUUUCCCCUUUCCCUCCCAAUUUUUUUCCCUUAGUUCAUGUUAAAAUCAUGUCAGCUUGUUAUGCGUGCAGGCAGCCUGAUAAUUUUAUCUUUCUUUCUGUAGGAUUCUAACCAUAAAUUAGUUUUACAUAUUUUAAUGGGAAAACUUUGCAUAAAGAGUGUUUAUAUAUUAAUGGACUUGAAAACCAUGAUACUUUCCCCGAGAGACUCUUUUCAACUUAAUUAUGGAGUUUUGUUUUUCCAACUCCAACAAAUUUCUAUUCUCUCUCCUAAGUCAUGCCCUUUUUGUUUACUAAUUCAAAACGUUAGAGGAGUUAUUGUAAGGUGCCUUGCAAAAUAGAAAUAGAAAGAUUUAUAGCAUGCAUACCAAUAUAUGAUUAUUAGGCAAUAGCCAAAUAUUCCAAAUUUAAUAUCAAAAUAGGUACUGCUGCUGGAAUGAAGAAACAGGUUAUUUUCUCUCCCACCUCAUUGUUAUGUAAUUACCAUGUAAUACAUUACAAUUCUUAAGUAGUCUUGCAUUCAAAAUUUGACUGUAGAGAAAAUUAUUUUAAUCACUGUAUUUAUGUUAGCAUGUUGAUUAAUUGUGUAGACUUUUUAAAAUUCCAUUACCUUCAUUCAUAUCAUACUUGUGGCUUUGUGCCAUAAUAAAACUGAAAGACCCUGUGUAACAAUAUGCAAGCAGUUGUUUAAUUUCAACUGUGACUUACUGUUUUCCCUAAUUUUUAUCUGCAGUUAAUUGAAAGAAAAAAAAUAUUUUUCUUCUUUGAUUUCAAUAGGGUUACUACUAAAUUUAAUGAUUAUCUUAUGUGACAUUAAACUAUACUACAGUUUUCUUUUUUCAUGUUUAUGUAUAGUUUGCAAAAUAAAGAUUCUCAUAACCAACUUUUAA
This is a messenger RNA of Sceloporus undulatus (fence lizard), 3034 nucleotides long. It is a transcript of the gene SPOCK3, whose product is annotated as SPARC (osteonectin), cwcv and kazal like domains proteoglycan 3. The record is from RefSeq and is a predicted model, not a curated record. The coding region runs from base 172 to 1476 and encodes 434 amino acids. Gene Ontology annotation, molecular function: protein binding; calcium ion binding. NCBI's taxonomy places the organism in Eukaryota, Metazoa, Chordata, Lepidosauria, Squamata, Phrynosomatidae. The transcript is spliced from 12 exons.